Molecule: messenger RNA, 1503 nt
Organism: Histoplasma mississippiense
Lineage: Eukaryota; Fungi; Ascomycota; Eurotiomycetes; Onygenales; Ajellomycetaceae
Product: mannosyl-oligosaccharide 1,2-alpha-mannosidase
Exons: 4
Coding region: 1-1503 (500 amino acids)
Biological process (GO): N-glycan processing; carbohydrate metabolic process
Cellular component (GO): endoplasmic reticulum; membrane
Molecular function (GO): calcium ion binding; mannosyl-oligosaccharide 1,2-alpha-mannosidase activity
Source: RefSeq, a predicted model, not a curated record
AUGAGCUCGUCAGGCAAGAAAUCACCCAUCAAGACCACGCAGACUUCAACAUGGACAUUGAGAGCAACCCUGAGACUUGCGACAUUAUAUGCUGCCUGUGCUUCUCUUUUACUGGGUGUGGUUUUGCAUAUCAAUGACUUGCCAGAUGGUUUGCGUCUCUACAGAUGGAAGACAAGCAAUUGGGAAUAUCGCCGGGAAAGAGUUAAGGACGCAUUCGUGAACAGCUGGGAUGCCUAUACAAAAUACGCCUGGGGCCAGGACGAAUUCCACCCAAUCUCCAAAACAGGCACCCAAAUGAGCCCGGAGGGCCUGGGCUGGAUUAUUGUUGACAGCCUAGACACUAUGAUGAUAAUGAACCUAACCACUCAACUGGGAGCCGCCCGCAAAUGGCUCCAACGUAAACUUACAUAUGAUCAAGACCAAGACGUCAACACGUUUGAGACGACGAUUCGCAUGCUCGGCGGCUUUCUCUCUGCACAUUACCUUUCAGGCCAACUUCCAGGUGCCGCCUCUCGACGAGACUUCGUAUAUUUGUCAAAGGCGGUUGACCUGGCAGAUCGACUUCUCGGUGCAUAUGAAUCCCCAUCAGGGAUCCCGUAUGCAAGUAUCCACCUGCGGACAAAACAAGGAAUCAUUUCGCAUGCUGACGGCGGAGCUUCUUCGAUGGCGGAAGCAGCAAGUCUCCAACUGGAAAUGAAAUAUCUCGCCAACCUUACCGGCAAUGAAAUAUACUGGCGCAAAGCAGAGAAAGUAAUGCAAACCCUUGACGACAACGUCAUGGAAGAUGGCCUCCUCCCCAUUUUUGUAGACCCACAAAGCGGUCGCUUUACAACUAAUGAAAUUCGCCUUGGGAGUCGCGGUGAUUCAUACUACGAAUAUCUCUUAAAACAGUAUCUGCAGACCUCUGAACCGAUCUAUCUUGAAAUGUGGUCUGAAGCCUUAUCUGGAAUCCAAAAGCAUAUGAUCACCACGACGAAAUAUUCAAACAUGCAUUUCGUCUCCGAAUUGCCCUCUGGAAUUGGCGGUAAACUAUCCCCCAAGAUGGAUCAUCUCGUCUGCUUCUUGCCAGGAACAAUUGCAUCAGGUGUAACUGGCGGGCUCACAGUAGCAGAAGCAAAAAAGAGCCACGGUUGGAGCGACGAGAAAGAGAAACAGAUGAACCUUGCCAAAGAACUUAUCAAGACAUGCUGGGGCAUGUACAAAGUCACGAAGACAGGGUUGGCUCCCGAGAUCACCUGGUUCGAUGCGGACGAUGCGGACCUCAAGCCUGUUCCGGGAAAGAGUCGCCUUCCUCGCAGCAGAGAUUCCAUUUCCGGCUGGAAGCAAGAUUACAUUGUCAUGCAGCUUGAUGCGCAUAACCGACAGCGUCCGGAAACGAUAGAAAGCCUGUUUAUGAUGUGGCGGAUAACUGAGGACCCCAUGUAUCGGGAAUGGGGUUGGGAGAUAUUCGAGGCGUUUGAGAAAUAUACCAUCCCUUCCCAUGGGGAAGGGCUGAGACUCUGA